Raphanus sativus (radish) is the source of this 863-nucleotide messenger RNA. RefSeq lists its product as uncharacterized. The transcript has 4 exons. Lineage: Eukaryota; Viridiplantae; Streptophyta; Magnoliopsida; Brassicales; Brassicaceae. The record is from RefSeq and is a predicted model, not a curated record. The annotation marks the transcript as partial.
UUGAGAAAAUAAAACAAAACAAAAAAAAAUAUAAAAUUGGUACGCAACAACAUUUUUUGGCGGUUCACGGCGGGGGGCGAAAAGGUGGGAGUUUCUAACGGCGUUAGAAAAAAAGCUCUUCUUCUUCUGCGUCGCGUUGUCUCCGACUCAUAUUUGCUCAGUGCGUUAGGUUUAAGGUUGGAUGAUAGAGAGACACUUGACUUUCUCUUACGAUGAGUACACGAAGAAAUGGCAUUUCCAGACAUCAGCGAGCUGACAACUCCCGUGGUGAAGGAGGAGGAGGGCCGAACUGGAUCCUAAUUGCAGGGGGUGCCUUGUUGAGCACUUUGUCUAUACGCUUUGGCUACAAGUUAAAGCAGUCUGUUCCUCCACAUUCUGAUGCCAAUGGGACAUCUGACAGAGGAAAAUCUCGAGGAGGAUGCUGCUGCUUGCAUUCUAGCUCAUCUUCUUGUGGAAGGAAUAAGGAUUGUUGCCUCCACAGCUGUCCAGGAACUGAGAAUGUGGAGGGAGACCAUGCCAUUAACGAACAAAUGGUGGUUCCCAGUAAUUCCCUGCCUCUUGUGACAGUUCCCGCUCCAUCAUACAUCAAAGAGAAUGGCCUCGGGUGGGCUGAUCACUUGGAAGUACCCAUGAAACCAUACAAUCAUCAGUCGACCUGCUCAGAUUCUCCUUGUGUAUCUGAAUCAGGCUCAGACAUAUUCAGCAAGCGAGAAGUAAUACAGAAACUGAGGCAACAGCUUAAGAGACGAGAUGACAUGAUACUCGAAAUGCAGGAACAGAUAUUAGAGCUGCAGAACUCGCUUAACUCGCAGAUGUCACACUCCAGCCAUCUCCAAGCUCAGCUAGACGCAACAAACAGGGAU